Messenger RNA from Dermochelys coriacea (leatherback sea turtle), 3005 nucleotides. RefSeq names its product inhibitor of nuclear factor kappa B kinase subunit beta (gene IKBKB). Lineage: Eukaryota; Metazoa; Chordata; Testudines; Dermochelyidae. Gene Ontology annotation, biological process: tumor necrosis factor-mediated signaling pathway; peptidyl-serine phosphorylation; positive regulation of transcription by RNA polymerase II. The transcript is spliced from 22 exons. Gene Ontology annotation, cellular component: cytoplasm; IkappaB kinase complex. Bases 148 to 2400 code for a protein of 750 amino acids. The record is from RefSeq and is a predicted model, not a curated record. Gene Ontology annotation, molecular function: IkappaB kinase activity; ATP binding.
GUCAGCGCAGGAAGAGCCGGCGGAAACGCGCCGCUGCGGCCCUGCUGCUGCCGCUGCGUCCCGCGGGCGGGGGCGGCCGCCGGAGCCUGGGCUCGAGACCCGGCCGCGCCUGGCUCGUCCCGCGGGCAGCCAGAGGCAUUCACCGCAAUGAGCCGGCCUCCCCUGCAAAUCCAGACGUGUGGCCCCUGGGAGAUGAAGGAAAGGCUUGGGACGGGGGGAUUUGGAAAUGUCCUCAGAUGGCACAACAAGGAAACAGGGGAGCAGAUUGCUAUUAAACAGUGUCGUCAGGAGCUAAGUCUCCGAAAUCGAGAGAGAUGGUGUCUGGAAAUACAGAUAAUGAAAAGACUGAAUCAUCCCAAUGUGGUGGCUGCCCGCGAUGUCCCCGAAGGGAUGCAGAACCUUGCACCCACUGACUUGCCUCUGCUGGCCAUGGAAUACUGCCAGGGUGGAGACCUUCGCAAGUACUUGAACCAGUUUGAGAACUGCUGUGGCUUACUGGAGGGAGCUAUUCUCAUCCUGCUCUCCGAUAUUGCCUCUGCUCUCAGGUACCUUCAUGAGAACAGGAUCAUCCACAGAGACCUGAAACCUGAGAACAUUGUCCUACAGCAAGGAGAACAAAGGUUAAUACACAAGAUCAUUGACCUGGGGUAUGCUAAGGAGCUGGAUCAGGGCAGUCUGUGCACUUCCUUCGUUGGGACACUGCAGUACCUGGCUCCAGAGCUGCUGGAACAGCAGAAGUACACGGUGACAGUGGAUUACUGGAGCUUUGGCACACUGGCAUUUGAAUGCAUAACAGGUUUCAGACCAUUUCUGCCCAACUGGCAGCCUGUGCAAUGGCACACAAAAGUGCGACAGAAGAGCGAGUUGGAUAUUGUUGUCUAUGAAGACUUGGCUGGAGAAGUGAAAUUUUCUAGCAGUUUACCAUAUCCCAAUAACCUAAACAGCAUUUUGGCUGGGCGGCUGGAGAAAUGGCUGCAGCUCAUGUUAAUGUGGCACCCACGGCAGAGAGGGACAGACCCUGUUUAUGGACCCAAUGGCUGUUUCAAGGCAUUGGAUGAUAUUCUGAACCUAAAGCUGGUUCGCGUCCUAAACAUGGUUACUGGCACUCUGCACAUGUACCCUGUGACAGAAGAGGAAACCUUGCAGACUGUGAAGGCCAGGAUUCAGUCAGAUACUGGUAUUCCAGAACAGGAGCAGGAGCUCUUGCAGGAGGCGGGGCUUGCACUAUACCCUCAAAAAUUGGCUAUUCAGUGCAUGGCUGACAGCAAGGUGAAUGAUGCUACGGCCACAGACACAGACCUCCUCUUCCUCUUUGACAACCGUAAAGCUGCCUAUGAGAGGCAGCUCUUCCUGCGGCCCCAUCCAGAAAGUGUUGACUGCAUCCUUCAGGAUCCAAAGAAGAAUCUGUCCUUCUUCCAGCUACGGAAGGUGUGGGGUCAGGUCUGGCACACGAUUCGGACUCUGAAGGAGGAUUGUAACCUGCUUCAGCAGGGGCAGCGAGCAGCCAUGAUGAAUCUGCUGCGUUAUAAUAGCAAUCUCUCCAAGAUGAAGAAUUCCAUGGCCUCCCUGUCCCAACAGCUGAAGGCAAAGCUGGAUUUCUUUAAAACCAGCAUCCAGAUUGACCUGGAGAAGUACAGUGAGCAGAUAGAGUUUGGAAUCACCUCUGAGAAGCUGUUGUUUGCCUGGAAGGAGAUGGAGCUGACUGUGGAGCUUUGUGGGCGGGAGGAGGAUGUGGAUCAGCUGGUGAAGAGGAUGAUGGCCCUGCAGGCAGACAUUGUGGACCUGCAGAGAAGCCCACUAGGGCGGAAGCAAGGGGGCACCCUGGAGGAUCUGGAAGAACAAGCCAGAGAACUUUACCGGCGACUGAGGGAGAAGCCAAGAGACCAGAGGACCAGUGGUGACAGCCAGGAAAUAGUGCGACUGCUCCUGCAGGCAAUCCAGACAUUUGAAAAGACAGUCCGUCUAAUUUAUGCUCAGCUCAGUAAGACAGUAAUUUGCAAGCAGAAGGCACUGGAAUUGUUCCCCAGAGUGGAGGAAGUGAUGAACCUGAUGAAUGAAGAUGAGAACACAGUUGUCAGGCUUCAGGAAAAACGACAGAAAGAAUUAUGGAACCUGCUGAAAAUUGCUUGUAGUAAGGUGCGUGGUCCUGUCAGUGGCAGCCCAGAGAGUAUGAAUGCAUCACGGCUUAGUAACCCAGGUCAUCUGUUGUCGCAAGGCCCAGCUGUAUCUUACAAUAAAAGUGAGGAACUAUUGAUGGAAUCACAAAAUCUCUGCAGCCAGUUAGAAAGUGUGAUGCAUGACACAAUGAAGGAUCAGGACCAGAGCUUUAUGUCUCUGGACUGGAGCUGGUUGCAGCUUGAAGGGGAAAACAGAAAUAAGCCAGAACAAACCCAAAUGUAAAAGUCAAAGUCAGAGCUCAAGCCAGCUGAGGAAUUGAAGCAUGACAAAGAUUACUGCACAUGAAAAUGAAACCCCCUGAACUCUAUUUAUACUGCCAUCUAGUGGUUUCACUGUGACAUGUAUUCCUAUUUUUAAGGAAAGCUGACAGCCUAAUUUUAACAAAAGUUAGGAUCACUCACUGCUGUUUUUCCCACAAAUGUACAGCAGGGGCAUAUGAAAUUUCUUUCUCACCCUAUAAAACAGCAGCUGAACAUACUUUGUCAUCUUCCACACCUGCUGUGCUACCUUUCUGAAUAGUGGGACAGUGUCUACAAGUAAUCUUGUCUGAAUACCUUUUGACUUUUAUGGGGAAAAAAAAAGCACUGAAUUUACUGAUUUGGCUAACCAUGCUGGGUUGCACUUUUUCCUCAAGUGUAAUGUCUGUACUUACCAAAUACUUGUUUCCUGUAUGGGAACGAACUACCUGAAAUAUGUAAACUUUUGGUUUGCUCUAUUUGAAUGUUAAAUAAAAUUUUAAAGGAAAAAUAUUUUUCACUACACUAUACAAGUGUGAGAAUUGGGCCCAGUCCCUUAACUAGUGAACAAUAAAAACCACACCUCACUGA